This is a messenger RNA of Lachancea fermentati, 399 nucleotides long. The record is from the annotation of a GenBank genome assembly. NCBI's taxonomy places the organism in Eukaryota, Fungi, Ascomycota, Saccharomycetes, Saccharomycetales, Saccharomycetaceae.
AUGUCAAUCAAGCCUCUGGACAGUUUCAUCACCAAUUCAAUAUCGUUACUUGAAGCGAAUCCUUCACAAACGCUUGUGUCCAUUUCAUAUCGGAAUAAAGAUGGCCAGUCGCUAGCAUCAUUCAAAGCACACAACUCACACUUAGGAACAACGUACAAAUUUCGGACUUCUAAAUCCAAGGAUGUGUCUAGAUUGCUGAGUGCGCUAGGCCCACGGGGUGUUUCGAUAACUAAUGGAAGGAUUGAAAAGAAGAAGAGACAUCAAAAGUCAAAGGAUGUCAUUGGGAUGAGCUCGCUACUAGUCAAUACCGAUGUGAAAGAAGCUGUAGAGGAGGUGGCAUCGCAACCCAAAUCCAACAGCAAGAAGAAUAAGAAGAAGAACAAGAAUAAAAAACGCUAA